UUAUUAUCAAUCUCAGUGUAUUUCUCUAUCUACGUUUUGAGCUUACAACUUUUCUACCUUUGACCUGAAACAAUAUUCGAUUGUUUUGCAUCCUCACAAGCAUGCAAUUAAUUAGCAUGCAGUACACCCUGGACUGGACUCUGUAACCUCCAGCAGACUGCGCCGGUCCCUCGCUCACUGAGGAGUGUGUGCUCUUUUCACGGGCCACGGCACGUCACGGAGGGGGCAGGAGCGGAUUCCUGAGUGCUGCUCGAGCUUCCUGCGAUCACAUCCUCCUCAGAUCCACAUCUACAGCGGAGCGAGACGCCGCGCUUUCCUGCUCCAGCUCACUCAGUCGGCUCUUUUUACAGAAAUGAUGUUUCGGUGUUUACCCGUGUUUUUCCUCCUGGCUGUAGUCUGCACUCAUGCCGAGCAGGAGGCUCAGAGCAAAUCAAAGGUGUGUGCUAAUGUGUUCUGUGGUGCUGGGAGAGAGUGUGCCGUGAAUGAGAAAGGAGAGCCCAGCUGUCUGUGCAUUGAGCAAUGCAAGCCUCAUAAGCGCUCAGUGUGUGGCAGUAAUGGAAAAACAUACCGUAACCACUGCGAGCUGCACCGUGACGCCUGCCUUACUGGACUCAAGAUCCAAGUAGCCCAUGACGGACACUGCAAAGAGAAGAAGCAGGAGAAAGCCGCGGCCAGCCCAGUUGUGUGUUAUGUUGCUGACCGUAAUGAGCUGCGCAGACGUGUGAUCGACUGGCUGCAGACCGAGGUUGUUCCAGAUGGCUGGUUCACUAAGGGCUCCAACUUCACUGAUAUCCUCCUCAAGUAUUUCAAGAAUUCUGAUAACGGAGACUCUCAGCUGGAUUCUGCAGAGCUGCUCAAGUUCAUUCAGCACAAUGAAACAGCGGUUCAGAUGAACUCUUACGCUGAAGAAGAGAACAACCGCUUGCUCAGGUUAAAACACACACACACACCAUGCAAUGCAAGCCUUUCAAAUGGUGAUUUUCAGACAGCUUCUGCUGAUUUCAGCUUAGUUUAUAUAGUGUUGGUAAUCAAGAUAAAAUUUUUGGAGCCUCAUUUUGAAAAUCAUUGUGGUAACAUGGUUUGUGUUAUCACAGAGUGUGCUCUGGAAGAUGAGACCUAUGAGGAUGGAGCCGAGACACAGGUGGAGUGCAACCGCUGCGUCUGCGCAUGUGGAAACUGGGUCUGCACUGCCAUGACUUGUGAUGAGAAAACCCCAGUUAUCGACACUGAUGGGGAUCAGGAGAUGACUGAAGAGGAAUGGACCCGCCGUGUGGCUGAACUCAACAAGCAUCAGGAGACUGUGGAGAAGAUGAAGACCAGCACAAAGGAGGUCUAAAACAGGACCAAGACACGAGGAGGGAGAUGACGUGGACGAAUUCCUCUCCUACUGAUCACAGUCAGGAUUCCUGAUAUUAUGUACUGUUAAUGGAAGAAUCACACCGUUUUCUAUAGAUAGGUUAUUACUUUUAUUGGUAUCCAUACCGCAUCUAUUCUCUGGUUAAUGUGUUUUAUGUUACGGUUUGCUUUUCUACGUAUUUCAUUAGCUUUGUUUGUUCUUUUGUGUCUUUGAGUGCUGUAAAUUGUUUGAUUGUGUCACUCCAAACAGGUCUCAGCACUUUAUAAUGGGGGCCCUUCCCUUGUUUUAUUCACUAUUGUUUGAUUUUAUGUAUCAUUCUUUAUACCAUUUAUUUGUUUGUCUAUCUACAGUUAUAUGUGGACAUAUGUUUUUGUUUUUUUUGAUUGAGACAAUGGCAAUAGAAGAAGAAAAAAGAAUCGGAAAGUGUUCGAGAGUGAUGCUGAGAGAGCAAAACAACACGGGUUCAUCCAUCAAACUGUGAUUUUAGAGCUUCAGAACGAGAGAUAUCCUUCAGUCAGAUGGUAGAUACUCGUGCUAGUAGGAGCUUGAUGGAUAUAAAUGCAAACUAAAUGAAGCUAAUCAUGGCCGCUCUCUCUUUCACUCUCAUCUUGAAGGCAGUCAUAGUCUUGAGACCUUUCGUAAAGGUGCUAAUGUUAGUAUUCCUCUGUUUGCUGCUUUGCUCUCUUGCUUUAGAUGGUAGAUAACGCUCGGUAGGAUAUACAACACUAGAAGCAGAGACAGCAUGGCUCAGUGGAGAGAGCAGGCAAUACCUUUGAAUUUAAUAUCAUUUUGGGAAAACAAACCGACCAUGUUAUUAUUACUUGACAAACAUGCUUUUUCUGCCAUUAGCGACUUGGAUUAGAGUUGAUCACCUCCAUUAUUAGAAAACUGCUGCACAGAUGCAUUGGCUACGCUUGAGCUUGUAUUUAUAUUAGUUGCUAGAGGCAGUUCAUGCUGAAACUCUCACGCUGUGCUCAGUCCCACC
Molecule: messenger RNA, 2342 nt
Organism: Sinocyclocheilus grahami
Lineage: Eukaryota; Metazoa; Chordata; Actinopteri; Cypriniformes; Cyprinidae
Product: follistatin-related protein 1-like
Exons: 10
Coding region: 353-1336 (327 amino acids)
Biological process (GO): cell differentiation; multicellular organism development; regulation of BMP signaling pathway
Cellular component (GO): extracellular region
Molecular function (GO): protein binding
Source: RefSeq, a predicted model, not a curated record